GGCAGUUUCAUCAAAAAUAAUUAUUAGAAGCACAAACUUAUCUGAUAUUUUUAUGUAUUGAUAGUUAGCAUUAUCCUCUGAUUAUCUUUUUUUUGGAGGAAGGGUGUGAUAACCUGAUAGUAGAAGCACAAGUUAGCCCAAGUAAGAAAUUAAUUCCUGUUCUGUUAUGUAGUAAAUUUUCAUAACUAUGAGUCUGUAAUCACUAAAUUCCGGCAGUGGCGAAGAACAGAAACUGUUGCUACAGGCUGAAGUUAGAGAAUUUUUGCCACUACAAACCUUCUUCAAUAAAAUACUAUUAUUUACAUAGAAGAAUCACAAAUUAUGUGUUGCAGUCUUUGUUUUGUGUAAACCUUUGUUGACAUGUUCAAACAGUCUACAUAUCAGGGAUCAGGUCUGGUUAGGUUUCUGAAUGUGACAAACAACAGCCAGUAUAGGACAUGAAAUGUUUUCUAGUCAUUGUUAAUCAAAACACUGUGCUCUUCUGAUUAUAUCACUUGUGCAUUCCCCACUGAAAACCCAUUCUCCCUCUCUUUCUCACUCUCCUAUUAGAAAGUGCUGAUAUGGACAGAUUUGAAAGUACGCUGGGGUGUUUUCCAUCAGGUAGUCCUGUAGGCAGAGCCCAGAGCUGGUGGGCUGUCCCUCCUGAGUGUUACACUGCUGGGACCCCUUCAUCUCGUCCUGAGGAAACCCUCAGGACAGCCUGUGCUUGGACAGGCUAAGUGUUUGGAGUGCUUUAGGUCAUUUGCUGUCACUGUACCCUCCCAGUGGACGGGGGCGUGGUUAUGUGGUAAUAUUUUAAAAUCUGAUGACUGUGUCGGUCGUGCCAAUGGUGUAAUGAUAAGACAUGCUGCACGAUACACAUACACACUCACUCACUUGAGAGUCCCUGAGGGUCGCAGCACAGUGGCUCAGGGUGACAGGUGUGUGGCCGGAGUGAAGGAUACCACACUUUUCCUUUGGGAUUCUGGGUAAAAAUAACACCUCAGAGGUCCCAAAUCCCCAAAACUAGCAACAACAUAGCUGCACUGGUGAAGGCACCAAAGAGCCCCCAAAACCCAAGUUAGAUCUGACCACUGAACCCUGAACACACUUGCUAAUAUGGUUUGUGACACUUGAAAUGACACUAAAAUACAGCAAAAUAUUUUUUUAGUCUGAAUUCUAGUAUUCUAACCAUGUUCAGGAUAGUCAUACAAUGUUGGAAACCUCAUAAGCAAAUCUAUGAGACAUGACUGAACACCAAAUGGUUUGAGGAGAGUGUGUGACAAUAUAGGCAUGUAGUUAGCAACAUGGUAAAACUAAUAAGCACAUCUGAAACACCAAAUAUAUGUCGGAUUGACAACAUUUGGGGUAAAAUAGGAACAAAUAUUGGGUGAAAUCCUAAAGUUCAUGCCAGCAACUCUAAACAAGACACAGUUCUAUGGCAUGGGUCAAAUUCAUUCAAUAAACAUACAAUCAUAAUCAAACUCUAAAUAUUAUAAAUGUGUUAUUAGUAUCCCAAAUAUCUUAUAGGCCCAAUGCUUCCUCUGUGUUUCUGAAUGUUAUUGAUAUAUCUGAGAUUCAGAACACUGCUCCCCUUUAUAAUCUCCCUCAUACUCUUCACUUUUCUCUUCCCCCAAAUCAUGCUCUCUUUCUAUACUUCUAUCCUUCUGCUCCCCAAUCUGUCUCUUCCCCACUUUCUUCCUCACUCAAACUCCACCUUCCACAAAAGAGGACCAAACCUCACCCAAUCACACCCUCCUCCGCUGGCCCUAUCGUUAAGUGGGCGGGAUGAUUAGAUUUAGAAAGAGAGCAGGGAGUGAAGUUGGAAUCUCAUAAUCACAUGGGGGUCUCUCAGGUUUGACUCAGGAUCUCCAGUGGAGUAUCAGAAGGCUGAAACCAGGUCUUAAGACUAGGGUGGUACACUGUGAGCUGGACCGAAAGACAACCAGAGACCCAUGCUGUUCGGGACCAGAGAUCCGGACCCUGGACGGGAUGUGGCGACAUGGACCCACACCACUCACUCACUCAGCCAUGAGCCGGAGCUGAAGAGUGAAUCGCAGCAUGUGAUCAGAGAGGACGUGGACGAGGUGAUUGGCUGUACACAGCCUAACUGCACUUGUGAGUGUUUCCGGCCUGGACGAGUCAACCUUAGGUCAUGUGAUCGGUGUAAACAUGGAUGGGUUGCUCAUGCAGUGAGUAAGCUGAGUGCAGGUGCCGUGCAAUGUUCGGGGCAGGUGGAAAUAGUGCAGUGCUCGGUAGUGUUUGAUAUCAGCACUCUGCUGCUAUACGGGACACAGGCUCUGCCGGUGCGUAUGAAGAUCCUGCUGGACCGGCUCUUCAGCGUUCUCACACACACACAAGUCAUCACCAUCCUACACACACUCGGCUGGACACUGCGUGACUACAUCAGAGGGUAUAUACUACAGGACUCCAUGGGAAAGGUUCUGGAUCGCUGGGUGAUCAUGACGCCGGAGGAUGAGGUUGUGACCCAACAGCAGUUCUUACGAUUUGGUGAGACUAAAUCCAUUGUGGAACUUAUGGCUGUCCAGGAACAUCAAGAUCGUCUGGCAACAAACUCCAAGACAACUAAAAGUGAUUCAGACAUCCGUUUGUUUAUUGAGAGCAGUAGCCACCACCUAGGCCUUCAGAGAGACACAGCUGGAGAUCAAACACCACCUAGCUUGCACCAUUUUGAAAACCUUCCAGGGGGUAACCUGGCAUUCCUGCAACCAUUUCAGUACCAAAGUCAAUCCACAUCAUCUCCGCUAAUCUCUUCAUCCGCAAUUCUACAGGAGGUCUCUGCUGUGGCCUGCAGACUACAGCAAACUGGACAGGGCCAUGGAACAGAUAGUAUAGAACCUCUUAGAGGAAGCAAAACAGCCAUGACAGCCACAAGUGAUGCAGAUGAGAAGAUAAACCGAGGUCUGCAACUUGACUGUAAACUUGACAACAGUGUUUCAUUGCUAGGAAAACCUUCAAACAAACUGCCAAGCAUUACAGUCACUGACCCUCGGGCUGUGUUCGUGAAAGGUGAGCGUCCAGGUUCCUUCUCUUGCUCUUCCUCGAGCGUUAGAGACCGUGGCCUUGGAUUAAUGGUGCGUAAAGGGCGUGUAAGCUGCAGCGCCUGUGGGAAAACAUUUUAUGACAAGGGAACCCUAAAGAUUCACUACAACGCCGUCCACCUGAAGAUCAAACACCGCUGCACCAUCGAAGGCUGCAACAUGGUGUUCAGCUCCCUCCGCAGCCGCAACAGACACAGUGCCAACCCUAACCCACGGCUACACACUCCGGCACUGCGCAACACACACUCACCUCAGCACCAGCUGCCCUCAGCCCAGCCCUGUGCCGCAGUUCUGCCCAGCAGAAUCAAACCUCCUCCGGAUGUGGCUCCUCCCUGUAUCCCUUCAUUAUCAUCGUCCAUUCUGGAGACAUCACACACACCACUCAUGUUCCCCUCCAUGAAGGCAGUCCAGCCAGUUCCCCCAUUCUACAGCACCAUGCUAUCUUCUAGACGUUCAUCCAUAUUAAAUUGCUCUGGUGAUGCCAAGACCAACAACAGAACAUCAGUGAUUGAUCAGACUCUAAAACAAAAACAUAUGUCCAUUUGCGAGGGUAAUAAUACAGCUGUGGUUCAACGUUCAGGCAAUCCAAACAAGCUGCUUAGCAUGGUCCACACAGUGCCAAAGAAGAAACCACGCAAGUCCAGCAUGCCAGUAAAGAUUAAAAGGGAGAUGUUCAAUGAGCAGGAUCACCAGAAAUACCUAGACAAUGGUAAUAAUGGUGAUGAUGAUAAUUAUUAUCACAGUGAUGACAGUGAUGAAGGCAGUAUGAUAGAUGCUUACCACAUUAAUGGUCAAAUGACCACGCAACAGUCCUCACAGACUUCAAUACAACCUUCCAGUGAAUUCAAUAUCAACAAAUUCCAUAUCAACAGUCACAACGACUACAUAUUCAGAGGCAGCAGAAUGCCGACCCAUGCAGGAGAUAAUCAUGAGGUUUCUGUGAUGGACAAUAAUAAAGUGUGUAAAAAUACUAUUCAAAAAACCCACAGAACCUCAUCCUGCUUCAACAUUGUCAACAUGAAGGAGAAAGCAGCCUCAGAGAAGACCAAAGGGGUGAUGAAAAAGAGGAUGAGGAGUGAGGGACAAAGCGGAAGAGAAGAAAUAGGUGAGCCUCUUCUAAAGGUUAAAGAGGAGGUGUACGACCCCAGCUAUGACCUUCACUGCAGCAGACACUGUGAUUUUAAUAACUGGGAAAACAGAGGAGUUGUUGCUGUGACAUCAGCUGUGAUUUCUGAUCAACGGAAAGACUUUAACUCCAGCUCAGAUCAGGAGGAGGAGGAAGAAAGACCAGAUGAAGAAUAGUAGAGUCUUCGUGCUUGAGGUGCAGCUAAAUGUGUAAGAAAUAAUACUAACAUUAUAAUAAUACUGCAUCUGUCUAAAGUAAGACGUCAUGUCAUUUGUCUUUAGUGUUUGAGCUUAAAGCAAGAGUUUAGUAAGAAGUCUAUUUAACAUGAUCAGUCAGUUUGCUAUAUAAUGUGUGUUUCUUCACUAAGAUGCUAGGCUAAUGUUGCUAACAAACUCUGGACUUUUUUUUUAAAUAAGUUUGUUCUCCUGCAUUCUACCUAAUUAUGUUGUCCAGAGUCCAGUAUUUCUUAAAAACAUUACAUUAGCACGAGUUGUUGUAAACUAAACUUGUGUGCUGGAAUGCUGAGCUGAAAGCUGAGUCUCUCAAAAAUGUCAUGGAUUCUUUUCUUAAAUAUUAAAAUGUAUUAUUUGGUACUGUAGACGUA
Astyanax mexicanus (Mexican tetra) is the source of this 4771-nucleotide messenger RNA. RefSeq names its product zinc finger protein basonuclin-2. The coding region runs from base 1935 to 4343 and encodes 802 amino acids. Lineage: Eukaryota; Metazoa; Chordata; Actinopteri; Characiformes; Acestrorhamphidae. Gene Ontology annotation, cellular component: nucleus. The record is from RefSeq and is a predicted model, not a curated record. The transcript has 6 exons. Gene Ontology annotation, biological process: regulation of DNA-templated transcription.